Hibiscus syriacus is the source of this 924-nucleotide messenger RNA. RefSeq names its product NEDD8-conjugating enzyme Ubc12-like. Gene Ontology annotation, cellular component: nucleus. Bases 183 to 734 code for a protein of 183 amino acids. The transcript is spliced from 6 exons. The record is from RefSeq and is a predicted model, not a curated record. Lineage: Eukaryota; Viridiplantae; Streptophyta; Magnoliopsida; Malvales; Malvaceae. Gene Ontology annotation, molecular function: NEDD8 transferase activity. Gene Ontology annotation, biological process: protein neddylation.
UAAUAAGAAUAAAAAGGGAUCAUUCAUUCCAAAACUGCGUUGAAAAAAAGCAACUUUUUCAUCUACUUCCCUUGCCACAUCCGUAUACCCAAAGCAACCCCUCUCUCUUAUUCCAUCAUUUCUUUUUCUUUUUGUUUCUUCAAUCAUCAAAUUUCUCUGACGCUUUUCAUCGAGCAGGAUCUAUGAUUCGGCUGUUUAAAGUAAAGGAAAAGCAAAAAGAGCUUGCAGAAAAUGCAAAUGGUGGAUCACCUAUCAAAAAGCAAACUGCAGGGGAGUUGCGUUUACACAAAGACAUUUCCGAGUUGAACCUGCCGAAAUCUUGUUCCAUAUCAUUUCCUAAUGGAAAGGAUGACCUGAUGAACUUCGAGGUUUUUAUUCGACCUGAUGAAGGAUAUUAUCGUGGUGGCACAUUUUUGUUCUCCUUCCAAAUUUCUCCCUCCUAUCCGCACGAGGCACCGAAAGUUAAAUGCAAGACCAAGGUCUACCAUCCUAAUAUUGACUUGGAAGGAAAUGUUUGCCUCAACAUCUUGCGUGAAGACUGGAAACCUGUGCUCAAUAUAAACACCGUAAUUUAUGGAUUAUAUCAUCUUUUCACGGAACCAAAUUACGAGGAUCCCCUCAACCACGACGCUGCUGCAGUGUUGAGGGACAAUCCAAAGAUGUUUGAAUCUAAUGUGAGAAGAGCUAUGUAUGGUGGGUAUGUGGGGCAAACCUAUUUCCAACGGUGCAUAUAAAAUGCAAACGCACGAUGUUAUCGACGAUUGAGUUUCUGUGGGUUGUAUAGUCUGUCUGGAAAUGACCUUUGUCAUCCCCUUUGAAUUUCUCUGUGUGAAUCUCAGGGAAUUAUUUUCUUUUAAGACCAACCAGCUAAAAUUCUAGUUAUGUUUUGCUCUAGCUUUCCUAAUGUUAUAUGUUGGUGUGGCA